ACUAGGUCGUGAACUUUUGACCGGAUAACGUGUAAUACACACUUGUGUGAGAUAACGAAAUUUCAAGUUAUUUUGGACAUAAAAUUAAAUGUUGAUGUUUGACAAGAUAUAACUAAACAAUCAAUUAGAUAAGGAACAUGGCUUCAAAUUUACGGUUUCAGGAUAAAGUUGCUAUUGUAACUGGUGGUUGUAAGGGCAUAGGAAGAGGUUGCGUUGAUAUAUUCGUUGAAAAUGGAGCCAAAGUUGCCGUGUUUGAUAUUGAUGAUGCUGUGGGAGAGACGAUGAAGCCCGAGGGUCCCGGAGAGGUGUUUUAUAUACACUGCGAUAUGACAAAAGAAGAACAAAUAAAGGCAGCAGUUGAAGCCACGAUUGAUAAAUUCCAGAAGAUAGAUUGUCUAGUGAACAAUGCUGGAUGGCACCCACCUGCAAGAACUAUUGAUGGGUUUUCGUCAGAGGAAUUUCGAAAGUUGUUGGACUUAAAUCUUAUAGGAUACUUCCUUGCUUGUAAGUUUGCUUUACCAUAUAUUCGAAAGACAAAGGGUUCAGUAGUAAAUAUAUCUAGUGGCGCUUUCACGGUCGGUCAACCUGACGCAGUGACGUAUGUUGCUACAAAGGGUGGUAUUGUUGGAAUGACACGUGCCCUUGCAACAGAUGAAGGAAGGCAUGGUGUUCGAGUGAAUUCGAUAUCGCCUGGAUGUGUUUGGACUCCUUUAUUCGAAGAAUGGGCAAAAACAGCAGAAAAAGGAGAGAUGGAACAAAUAAAAGAUAUUAGUAUUCUGCGACGGUUUGCAGAUCCACGUGAGAUCGGAAUGGCAUGCCUAUUUUUAGCAGCUGAUGCAACUUUUACAACCGGUGAAGAUCUUAGUUGUACUGCGGGUAUAGAAAGGGGAUAUGGGAUAAAAAUGAAAUAGCCAAAACUUGAUUUUGUUUGCUUACUUGUUUUUCAUCACUUGGCACGAUCAAUAAAAUCCUAUCUUAAAUGGUG
Messenger RNA from Ruditapes philippinarum (Manila clam), 985 nucleotides. RefSeq names its product 17-beta-hydroxysteroid dehydrogenase 14-like. Gene Ontology annotation, biological process: steroid catabolic process. Gene Ontology annotation, cellular component: cytosol. The transcript has 9 exons. The coding region runs from base 138 to 911 and encodes 257 amino acids. The record is from RefSeq and is a predicted model, not a curated record. Gene Ontology annotation, molecular function: estradiol 17-beta-dehydrogenase [NAD(P)+] activity. NCBI's taxonomy places the organism in Eukaryota, Metazoa, Mollusca, Bivalvia, Venerida, Veneridae.